Molecule: messenger RNA, 1663 nt
Organism: Amoebophrya sp. A120
Lineage: Eukaryota; Dinophyceae; Syndiniales; Amoebophryaceae
Source: the annotation of a GenBank genome assembly
AAAAAAGCAUGUAAUAAAUGAAUACGCACGCAGAUGACGCACAGAGUAUUUUAAUUGAAGUACAAUAUAGUUAGGGGAAGACUUGUUCUACUACAGAAGAGUCUACAGAAGGCAGCAGAUACCUUCUGAAGGUUGAAAAAACAGGCCCACAAAAAAAGCUUAACACUUCAAGCAGAUGUCGCUGCUGUUUGCAAAAAGUAAUUAAUUUUGAAAAAAUCUUCAGUAGGGCUAGGAGUCGAUCUACUGUUGAACGUAGAUGAGACCUACUCCUACAGAAGAAAGUCAUUUUUUUUUCUUCAGUGGUAGAAAAAAAAGUGGCCUCAAGAAAUUUCUUCUGAAAGUUUUCAACCUUCAGAAACUGAAAACGACUACUUUACCUACUGUAGAAAUUUGCCACAAAAGCCGACCUCUUUGCUUCAAAAAUGGCAAAAAGUCAAGUUUUUUGGACAACGCUUCUGAAGGUUUUGAGUCUUCUGAAGGCCACUCUACUGAAGAAUGACUAAAUAAGUCGUCCAUGUCCAACCAAAACGCAAAAAUCUGCAGUAGACCCUUCUGCAGAAAUUUUCUACUGAAGGCGCCUACUGUAAAAUGAAAAAAUCUACUUCAGUAGAGCGAGAGCCUACAGAAGCUUUCGCCUUUUUACUCGGAUGCGCUAUAAUAUCUACUGCAGGAACCUACAGUAGAUUUUGAUUUGGCCUUUUUUAUAUCUGUAGACGCUACACUUCAGCGCGAUGCGCCGGCCAACCAGCGCUUUUCAAACUCAGACCAAGAAAUACACGCUAUCGCAUUCAAUUGCGAAAGAGGCGCAGCUAUCGCUGCAAAAUUUGCUGCUAUGCAUGAUGAAAAUAGAUUUACUGCCGGCUCCAAAGUUUGCCGCUUGCGGCCGGUGAGCUCUGAAGGAGCGAGGCAUGGUUUUCCCCACGGCUGGUACUUGCAUAAAUGAACAUAAAGCAUUUAACUUCUGCUGCGAAAUUCAAGUUGUUUUCGACAUCAAACCCACCUAAGAACACAAGAAUUCACUGGUACAAAUAUACGCAUUCUGUAUGAUACAACGCAAAUAAACCAAAAGAAAAAACGUUUCUGUUUCACCUUUUCGUAGGUUUUAUAAAAUUGUAUAGGAUUAUUUCAAGAACACCUCGACCUCCCAAAACAAACAUAGCAGAGUGAGCGCGACCGAGAGCACAUUCCUCUCUUCGACUUACUAGAAGCAGCAUUUGAUUCAAAGAUAAUUCCAGACCGUCCAGACGGACCGCAUGACUUUCGCACUGGAGCAUAUUUAUGUAGACGCUUGCAGCUAAGCCUAAGGCUACAACCAGUACCACGUCCGCUAUUUCCAAAACAGAAAACUCACACAGACAGGAAAGCGAAAGAAAGUCAGUUAGUAUUACAUCUUCUGACUAAGUACAUCAAGAAUCAUUCAUGCGGCGACACAAUUGAACGCAGCACGACGAACAAAUAAAUGCAAAUCCAAAUGCUCUAUGAAAUUAAUACUGCAACUAACAAGUUGUAGGACAACGACAACAAGGUGAAGAACAUGAACAAUUCCAGGGAAAUAAGAAAUGUACAUACAACCACCUCGCGUGCCGACCCAAUUUCCCAAUUUCUUCAACAAGUAACGCGCAAGAACAUCAACUUCAACAUUGCGACCAGCUGUAAUAAAUAU